AUGAAACACAAUACUCUCCUGCUGCUGCUGCUCCUUCUGGGAACAUGCUCGGCUUACAUCUAUCAAAAUGUGGCCUUGCGUGGCAAAGCAACUCAAUCACACCGCUACUACGGAGAUUUGGGUGCUUUUGGGGCUGCCUACAAUGCUAUUGAUGGAAACCAUGAAUCUACAUUCAGUGCUGGAUCAUGCACCCACACCAUUGAACAGACCAAUCCCUGGUGGAGAGUGGACCUGCUGGAGUCCUACAUCGUCACCUCCAUCAUCGUCACCAACAGAGGAGACUGCUGUGCAGACAGGAUCAACGGGGCAAAGAUUCACAUCGGCAACUCUUUACAAGAAAACGGUGUUGCAAACCCAGUGGUGAGUGUAAUUCCUCACAUCUCAGCAGGCAGGUCUUUAAAAAUAACUUUCACCAGACCUGUGGAGGGACGUUACGUGACUGUGGCUCUGUCAGGUUCAAGAAAGAUCCUGACACUCUGCGAAGUGGAAGUCUAUGGGUACCGUGCCCCCACUGGAGAGAAUCUGGCAAUCCAAGGAAAGGCCACACAGUCGUCGCUGCAUUCUACCGGUGUUGCAUAUAAUGCCAUCGAUGGGAAUCGUGCCAGCAUCUGGAACCAGGCUUCUUGUAUGCACACAGCCAAAGACUUCAACCCCUGGUGGAGGCUGGACCUGGGCAAGACCCAUAGGGUGUUUUCUGUUAACGUAACCAGCUACACAGAGGCCUACUUACGACUUGAUGGAGCUGAGAUCCGAAUUGGAGAUUCUCUUGACAACAAUGGCAACAACAAUCCCAGGUGUGCUGAGAUCUCAGGCCUCACCGGAGGCUUCACAGGAACGUUCCAGUGUCAUGGGAUGGACGGUCGCUACGUUAACAUAGUCAUUCCUGGAAAAACCGAGUACCUGAUCCUAUGCGAGGUGGAGGUUUACGGCUCCAGACUGGAUUAG
Molecule: messenger RNA, 945 nt
Organism: Chelmon rostratus (copperband butterflyfish)
Lineage: Eukaryota; Metazoa; Chordata; Actinopteri; Chaetodontiformes; Chaetodontidae
Product: fucolectin-4
Exons: 5
Coding region: 1-945 (314 amino acids)
Source: RefSeq, a predicted model, not a curated record